Messenger RNA from Pararge aegeria (speckled wood butterfly), 6006 nucleotides. RefSeq names its product putative GPI-anchored protein pfl2. The record is from RefSeq and is a predicted model, not a curated record. The coding region runs from base 492 to 4694 and encodes 1400 amino acids. Lineage: Eukaryota; Metazoa; Arthropoda; Insecta; Lepidoptera; Nymphalidae. The transcript has 10 exons.
UCACCGGGAGUGGUAUACUCGGUCCCCCAUACAACAUCGUUCCGAACAUCUGACGGCCUGAAAAAAUUACGUAAAUAUUACAACAUUCAUACAUCGAUUAUGAAAUGUAUGUAAUCGCAGUUAACAAGCCCUAACGUUGAUGUCCUGAUUCCAUUUUUUUUUAAUUCAGUGUUUUGUGUUCGCGGUUUAUUUUAGUGCGUCUUGUUUGACCCUGGUGAAUUUAUUUUAUAUAAUUUCCUAACCCUGUUUCUUAGUGCUCGGACCGUCUGUGGUUUUGUUGUGUAUUAUUUGCCCCAGAUUGGAUUGUUACUGGUGCUGUUGAUGUGACAGCGGGCGGUAUGAUCGCCACGUGAUCGACCGUGCUCAAGUUACUUUGUGCCAAAAAUGGAAUAUUCGUGUAGUCGAGGGACAAUCUAGAGGCAUUAAUAUUUUCCAUGACGAACUAUUUAAUUGUAAAAGUAUCAAUGAUACGGUGAAAUUAGAAGAAUACAAUGGGGCGGCGACGUUGGAGAUUUGCGACAAUCGCUGCUUUCCUACUCUUCGUAGCAAGAGACACGCAGUGCCAAGACGAAAACGGCUUUUAUUACACACCAGAAAGAAAUUUUGCUCAAGUUCAACCGCCUAUAUUUCCUAAUAGCCGGCCUACAUCUUUCUUCGAGCACGGAGAUAAUUACAGAGCAGCUCCCACUGCCCAGCAGCCGCUUUAUAAUGAUGGGCGUGUGAGAUUCCCUAGUCCUAACUACAACCAGAAUCCUUCCCCAUUCCAACUACCCACAGGAAGAAGUCAAGCUGGUUCUCAGUAUUAUAUUAAUCAACCCGAAUUUACAACGUCACAGCGACAAAGAUUUAGGCCUGCUGUACCUUAUAAUUUUCAAAUACCUCAUCCUGCUUCAACAAAAAGGCCCGAUGUCUCUCAAAUACACUCUGCUGCUUAUCAAAAUGACCCAUCAAAACCAGAAACAUUUUUGGGUCAAAUUACCAUAAACAACCCUGAUAUAGACUACCUACAAAACAGUGGAUUUAAAAAUAUACCGUUUGAUACCAACAGCCUCAAAAGUAAUGGACAAAGUGGUCACAUUGCACAUGAUGAUGAAUUUGAUAAUGAUGACCAGGACAUAUUUGAUCGACACAAAGUUACCACAUAUAAUCCUACAAAACUUGCUGGUAAACAAAAAAUAAAUAAUAAACCUACUAACUCAAGGUUUUCCCACUUUGAUCCUCCAUCAGCAAAUGUUAAGAAAGUUCUUCAAAAUGUGCCAGCUAGCAACUAUAAGGUGAACAAAAAUUUUCCCCCUUCGUUUAAUAUGCCUGACUUCAAUAGAGGUUCUUCUACUGAAUAUAAACCACUUUUAGAUUUAGAACCACUUCUUGAAGAUGAUAUAAGUGACUUAAGUUCGUUUAGAGAAUUAAUGAAAAACAGUCAAGAGUCUUUUGAUGUACAGGUAAUCAAGUCUAAUAAUAGUGUAGAUUCUGAUGAUAGUAAGCCGGAUGCAAGUUCAAUGAAUACUGAUAACAUAGCCAACGAUUCAGCACUUAUGACACUAUCUGUGGAAACGUCUACGCAAUUAAAAUCAUCUACCUCAACAACAACUGAAAAAUUAAUUGAACACGCUGACGACAUCCAUGAAGAAAAUCUGAAUGGAGAAGGAGAAGAAGAUGGAGAAUAUGUUGAAUAUUAUGAUGAUGAAGACAAGACUGAAGUUAAACACACUACUACUGCUAAACCUGUUAAUACUUUUGUGGAGCCAGUCACAGAUAUCUAUGAUGAAUAUGAUGCUACUGAGGAACCCGAAGAAACAACUAUAUUACCAAUCAAAGUAAAUACUAACAACUCGUUUGAAGUUUUAGCAAUGGAUGCUAAUAAUACUUUGGUGAAAGACGAUAACUUUAAACAGUUUAUUGAUACCGAUGUAAUAGAUAGCCCUGAAUUGGGAACAGAUAACGAUACGACUGCACCUAGUUUGACAUUUACGUUUUCUAAAGAAGAUCCUUCACUAGAAGUACCUUCAAUACUCGGUGAAGAAGUAGUUUCUGUUGUAACUACUAAAAGUGUUGUAAAUGGAACAAUUUCUAUACCCGACGUAACUUACCCACCAACGCCUAAGAGCGCUGUAACCUCUGCUUCAAGUAACGAUACAAACGACCCUUCCCUAGUAACAACAGAAAGUUGGAUUGUAGUAGCGUCUGUACAAACAAGUCGUAGCGUUUCUGGCGCCCGAUUUUUACCAUUCCCAACCGUAGAGCAAGAAGAGAAGAAACAAGUGUUGGCGGAAGAAGAUGAAGAAAAUGUAACUCUUAACCCAAAGCAAGAUUCAAGUAGCGUUAUUAAUAGUUCAUCUUCCACUGAAAAUAUAAAUGAUAAAUUAGACAGCAUUCAAUCAGAGCUAUCCAGUGCAGUAUUGUCAGGAAACAUAAAUAAGGAAAAUAAAAAUAUAGAAUUAAUAACUGAAUCAACAACAGAAUUAACCACUUCAUCAACUAGCACGACAACUACAACGUCAACUACACCUUCAGCAGUAAACGUGUUUACUUUGAAAAGCACGCUAUUUUCGGUGGCUACAGAAAGGUCUUCUCCAGAUCCAUUACCAGUUCAGAUAAAGAAAUUUACUCCACGAAUAAUGACUUCUACUACACCUAAACCAAAGAAAAAGUUAGUAACUGUAAUGGAUGAUUUAUCAGGUUUGCUACCACCGAACUACAAACCAAGGCAAUCUUUCAAAGACAAACGCACUAGUACCACAACGACAACUACGACCACCACAACAACAACUACAGCACCAGCUCCAAAACCUCACACAGGGAUAGGAAUAAUUAAUAUGACACAAGGACGAUCCUCCGGGAUAAGUUCCAAAAACAAAGUCAUUAUUUUGGACGACAAAUCCUUACUCCCUAAAGAGUAUAAGCCAAAGCAAAGAACGCAGGAAGACUUAUUCAAGAAAGUUCAAAAUGAUGACCUAAGUAAAUUAUUACCACCUGGCUACAGACCUGAUAAUAACAAUUCACAUGAUAAUACGAAGCAAGACGUAUUAAAAACCGUACAAAAGAUCGAUGUUUCAACCUUUUUACCAAAAGGAUUUAAGUUAGAUGCCCCUUCUACAACUACAACAGAAAAAAGUAAGAUUAUUCCGAAGUUGCCAAUUAAUAUUGUGCCGGUAGCGGAUAUUACUGCGUUAUUACCACCAGGAUUCAAUCUUAAUUCUAGUGAAGUUGAAGAGAUUCCAUUAAGUAAAAUCAAAAUAAGUGACAUAUCUAGUUUCUUACCACCAGGGUUUAAUCCAAGCACUCCAGAAGAAACAACAACAUCAAGUACUACUACUGCUUCGUCUGGAAGCUUUAAAGUAGUUUUCCCAUCAAGACCAGGGGGCAAAGCAAGCAGAAAAAGUACAACGCAAAAAUCAAGUAUUGGUCCACCUCCAGUAACCCCAAAGAUUCAAAAAGGCUGGCCAACUAGAGCUUCUACUGAAUUCACCGGCUGGCCAUCGCCAUCUACGACUCCUUUCUCGAUAGAACGACUUCUAGAACAACAACGUAACGCUACUUCUACUACUCCACUAACAGAAAUAAGCACCGAACCAACGACUCGCCGAUACAUAACCACGACUACAACGACGCCAGCUCCUCCAGAACCUACAACUCCCGGAAUAUGUCGUCAUGAAUGUGAUAUAGCAGCAACUAUCAAGAUUGUUGCAGGAGUUAAUUGGGUCCCAGAAUUUUUAGAUCAUCAUACUAAAGAAUGGCAAAAGUUAGCAAGGGAGGUGAAACAUGAGCUCAAUUCCGUCUAUUCAAAAUCUGAUCUACUAAGCAAAUGGUUCAAAGGUGUUCGCAUAGAUGGAUUCAGUCAAGGCUCUGUGCUCGUCGAUUAUUUCAUAGAACUAAAUAAUGUGGAGGACAAACUUGAUACAUUACAACUUAAAAAAAUCUUCCAUAAAACUCUUAAUGAUGCAAAAGCUGGCUCUGUGAUGGAGCAAGAAGAACAAGAAGAAACUGACAAAUUUGAUCCUGAUGUAAUGUUAGGUGACCAACCAGACGAAGAGAGAAUGAAAAAGAGUAACGAAAAAAUGACAAAAAAUAUUGACAAAUCCGCAGGAAAACUAGAAAUGGGAAAAUUUGUGAUGGAUCCUGCAUACACUGAAUUUAUUGUUUUGCCAAAGCACGAAGAGCCUACAAUAACUGAACCUGAAGAAGAAUCUCUAUUACCGCAGUGGGGUAUUGCGGUUAUUGUCAUAGCGCUGGCGUCACUACUAUUCGUCGUAAUUUUCGGUGUUACAGUGCUUGUUAAUCGCCAGAAAAGUACAAAGACAAAACAGCCUAUUCCGUUGAGUGAGGACAUGCUCCGAGAAUUGGAUAAGAGUCACAUGGGCGGCUUCGAUGAUAUGCAUCAACUCAAAGAACGCGAUCUACCAUAUUUACCUUCGGGAAAACGCAUGUCAACAGCUUUCAUAGAGCAGCUAGCGUAUCCUAACCCAGGUGAUUCAUGGCGAUCAGAAUGGACUCCACAGCUCCAGAAAUAUAUGUCACAUUAUACACCUGACUCUGGUCGAGGAUCACAAAUUUAUGGCACAACAGGCAACGGGUAUGGAGGAUCGCAGCUUUAUGGACAAACAGGCGCAGGAUCACAAGUGUAUGGUUAUACAGCGGAGCUCCCACGCUCCCAUUACUCACGUCGCCGUUCUGACUAUGACAGCAAUUUCUAGGAUUAUCUCAACAUAAAAAUUUAAAUUAACCCCUUGACAAUAUCAUCUUUAAACCUCGAGUUUAGAAAUAGUAAUUAGGUUCAAUCUUAUCUUGUAGAAAUUCAUUAACAACGCUGGGCAUAAAAACCAUUUUAAAACGGAAUUCCCUAAUGCUGAAGGUCCAGUUUACAUCGUUAACAGGUUGUGAAAUAGGUAUGCUUUCAUUAUUAAAUAAUUGGUCACCAAAAUAUGACGAUUUUAUAAGAAUUACCUGACAUUUUAGAGUUACAAAUUAGGCGCUUUUAGUACGGCCUAUUUCAAGAAAUAACUAGUGCCAAAAAAAAAAUCUGAUUAGCUUUGGAUAUUGUACGAAUAAUAUCUUAAAAUAGGUUUAACAAAUUAGAUGGGCCUACAAUUUUUAUUGAUAAUAAUAUAAAAACAAUGUUUAUUAUUACAAAUUUAUAGUAAUUGUUUCAAAAUUAAGUCCGUUAUUAAGGUAUUCUGCCAAAAUAGAAACUUUGACUGAAUGUGAGAUGUAAAUAGAUAGAUUAAGAGCUCACCGUUAUAUUAAGUCGGAAUUAGGUGAGUCUAUACAGAAUUUCGUAGAUAUCGAUGCAUACCUAAAUUUGUUCAGAACUCGUAAAAACGGCGAUGUUAGCAAGAAAGUGCCAAAUGUCCAAUUGAUAAUAUAUAACAAACACUGAAUGGCGAGUUUGUUGAUAAUGUAAAUAUAGGGAAAAUCAUUAUAAAUUUUCUUCAAUAUGGUGCAGUUUUAGUGUGACAAUUAGAGAACAUAUGAACAACACAUGAACUAUAUAAUAAGGAACGUGAAAGUUUCUGAACGUAGAUAUAUGAAAUAAAUUAAGAAUUAUGACACUGCAUUGUCAUAUUGUACGCUAGAUUGUGAGAAACCUAAGGAAGUAAAUGAGAAAGACAGAAAUCACUACUUUAAUAAUUCCCUUUAACCUAUUGGCCUAUCAUUUACGAUAGCAACUAUUUCGCGAUUACUUUGUUACUAGGUGGCUUACUGCCAUUAUCGUGCUACCUAGUAAUUAAUAAACGAUAUACAUAAAUCGUAAAGCUUUAAUUUAAUAUUUACAAAAUGGACUGCGUACGUACACCACUGAAACGAAUGAAUUAAGAGACUCCCACGUCAAAGUAACUGUAAAAUACUUUUUAACAUACAAUCCUGUUCUGCUACAUAUAGGUAUUUAUAAUGUAGGCGCUGGCAUUAAAAUGUGAAUUUUAGUGAAGUGCUCAUGAAGAAUACCUUCUUCAUGAGUAACAUUAAGAAAUAUUAUCAGGAUUUAUGAAGAACAUUAAAUUUUCAUUC